AUGCAGCGCCCGAAGCGAACGACGACAAGCGACGACGACGAGGUGGCCGAGGUCGCGCCGCUGGCGCCCGAGACCGAGCCGUCGCCCGCGCACCGCGAAGGCUCGGCGACAGGCAACGUCGUGACCAAGCUCAUCAGCGCGCUCUUCUUCGUCGCGGCCUGCUACGGCUUGGACGAAGUCCGCUUCUUGCACGUGCUGCUCUACGCGUCGCACGCGGACCGCCCAAUGGUCAACCUCGGCAUCUUCUUUUGCACACUUGUCGUGCUCCUUGGCUCGUACAUGGAGUACUACCGGUCGAGCUACCUCGGCGAGACGCUCACGUACGAGUCGGCCAAGACCACGACGCAUGGCAUGCUCGCGUCCAUGAUCCUUGCCGGCGUCAGCUUUUCGUUUGGGCUCUGGCCGGUCUGGGGCUGGCUCACGUGGCCCAUCCUGUUCAUGUGGCUCUGGGGCUUCAUCGUCCCGAUCGUGGUCGUGCUCCCGAAUUUUGCGCAGCGCGUCGUCUUUGGUGGCAUGUACCUCUACUUUAUGCACUCAUACCUCUCGACGUUCAUGCUCUAA
This is a messenger RNA of Saprolegnia parasitica CBS 223.65, 561 nucleotides long. RefSeq lists its product as hypothetical. Bases 1 to 561 code for a protein of 186 amino acids. The record is from RefSeq and is a predicted model, not a curated record. The transcript has 2 exons. NCBI's taxonomy places the organism in Eukaryota, Oomycota, Saprolegniomycetes, Saprolegniales, Saprolegniaceae.